Molecule: messenger RNA, 4610 nt
Organism: Octopus sinensis (East Asian common octopus)
Lineage: Eukaryota; Metazoa; Mollusca; Cephalopoda; Octopoda; Octopodidae
Product: serine/threonine-protein kinase 36-like
Exons: 33
Coding region: 130-4080 (1316 amino acids)
Biological process (GO): protein phosphorylation
Cellular component (GO): cytoplasm
Molecular function (GO): protein kinase activity; ATP binding
Source: RefSeq, a predicted model, not a curated record
AGGAUUUACUAUCGGCGGCUAUAAAAGUGCUUGUUUACGUUUGUUGCCUAACAACGAAGUGGAGUUUAAAGUUGUCCCGUCUGUAGCAUUUCCUAUGGAAGCGUAAAUUAAUUUACUGUGAUAACAUCUAUGGACAACUAUCAUAUUUUGGGAUUAAUUGGUGAAGGGUCCUAUGGCAAAGUCUACCGUGGACAGCGUAAAUUUACUGCCAAUGUUGUAGCAUUGAAGUUUAUUACAAAACUUGGCAAAUCCGAGCGGGAACUACGAGUGCUUUCCCAAGAAAUAGAGAUAAUGAGAGGCUUGCAACAUAAAAACAUUGUACAACUCUUGGACAGCUUUGAGACAGAAGAAGAGUUUGUUGUUGUAAUGGACUACGCUGAUGGAGAACUUUACCAAAUCCUUGAAGAUGACGGAUCUUUGCCAGAAGAUCAGGUACAGCAUAUUGCCUGUCAGUUGGUGUCUGCUCUCUAUUAUCUUCAUUCCCAUCGAAUUUUGCAUCGUGACAUGAAACCCCAAAACAUUUUAUUGGCCAAAGGAGAAACGAUAAAACUUUGUGAUUUUGGAUUUGCACGAGCGAUGGGUUUUAACACGCUGGUUCUUACAUCUGUAAAGGGAACACCUCUUUAUAUGGCUCCUGAAAUCGUUGAAGAACAGCCUUAUGACCACAAUGCAGAUCUUUGGGCUCUUGGUUGUAUUUUAUAUGAAUUAUAUACGGGGAUGCCUCCGUUUUAUACAAACAAUAUCUUCCAGCUGGCAAGUCUAAUUGUUAAAGAUCCUGUACCAUGGCCAAAAAAUAUGAGUCCAAUCUUUAAGGAUUUUUUACAAGGCUUGCUUUCAAAAAAUUGUCAAAAUCGACUAUCUUGGCCAGAAUUACUCGCUCAUCCUUUUAUUUCCAAUGGAAUUCAUGUGACCGAAGAAGACAUGAAGCGCCCAAGCCCAUUCACUCAGCCACUUACUGCUUCAAUGGUAUUAAAAAAGGAGCAACAGAUCAAAGAGCGGAGGCGGCCACCUGGGGUUCCAAAGAUCUUGGCAAAAGCUCAAAGAAAGGCCAAUGAAGAGAAACGGAAGAAAGAAAAUCUCAUUAAGAAUGUUAAAGAAGUACAAAAGAGUACAGAUGAAGCAACAGUUGAGAAACCAUCUGUCAAAGACAAAGACCUUCAGAAUACAAGUCAUAAAUCCACGAUUCCACUUGCGAACAACACAGAACCUGAGAAAGAGCAAGUGAAUUUGGUACAGAGUUGUAAAAAUACUUCUGUAAAGAAAAGUGUUCGUAAAAGCAACAUUGAGAAUGUUAUCUUAGAAACUGAGGAUACUGACAGUGAUGAAGAGUGGCAAGGUCUUAUAGGAACCACCGAACUUGAGAAUAACCCUGAACGAGCAUUAAUGCUAUUGCAAGAAAGCCGAUUUCAUAAGAAACUGGAAGCUCGGCUUCAGACUGGUUAUAAACAGGUACUUGAUGGAAUGCUUGAAGGGGCUUCUCGUUUCCGAACUGCUCUUCAUGUCUGCAACAAUUUGAUUAUGCUAGACUGUGACGUCAAACUAAUCCUUGAUUUCUGUGUAGUUGUAUCAGUUCCGAAAUUCAUAUUAAAGACAAUAGCAGCCAUAAUUGACAAUUCUGAUGUAAAACAGCAACCUUGGUGUCAACAGAUCCUUGUGGAUCUUGUGAUGAUUAUAAACAGUUACUUCAAUUCAAAGAUUGGAUGGAGUGAACACCUCGAUAAAAAUUUUUCUGAUGAGUUACUGAUGUGUGCCGUACAGUUUGUGAAGCUGAUCCCCAAAUUAAUAAAUCUACAAUUUGAUGACGUGAGAAAAAUACAAAAACAGACAUAUAUAUGUCUUCGUUAUAUUUGCGAAACAAUGGAUCGCAGUAAACUUGGAAUUUCCGGGACAUUUUAUUCGAAUUUAUCAUCGAAAUCAUCCCAGACUCUUCAGUCUAUAUUUAUUUCUUCAUACCAAAAUGCUGCCAUUUCUAAUACACAUGCAAAAACACCUGAGGUUAGUUCAUCUCUAAGUAGUGAAAGCGAAACCUACCUGUGUGUAUCUUGUUUGUCCCUCAUGGUUCAUUUGCCCCUCGCUAAUUCUCCUGAAGAUCAGAGUAAGAGAAGGUUGGCUAUGGACCUUGCAGAAUUAAUGGUUUCUGAAAACCAUCAGACUGUGACAGAUCACUUCCUGAAUUUGAUCUCCUCCUCUCCCAUCACUGGAAAUGUUCUCACUGUAAUUUAUUCAUGCUGCCAAGUUUUACCAAGUUUGUGUUCCUAUAUCUCAAAUAAACAAUCUGUUAUGGACCAACUGAUAUCCAUUUUUAGCGGAGAGACUGAUGUUCCUGAUAUUGAUAUGAACAUUGUUAUGGAAACAACCAUCCAUAUAUUAAGUGCAAUUGCUAUUCACAUGAAUGACCUUCCACUCACCCUAAAGAAUUCUUCUGAAUUGAUCGUAUCUUCCUUCUUAGAAUCUCAAUUUGCCAAUCACACAGCAGCCAUAGCACUUCUGUUCAGCCAGGUUCUAUACUGCGGUACGUGUGUCUCCAUUUCACCUCCUGACCUGAUGAAUGCUUGUCUGUGUGUCUUUACUGAUCUUUCAGAGAUUUGUGUCCGAUAUCCUUUCGACUAUGGUGUGCUUGAUGGCGUGCUGCUGCUCCUAUGUGAAGUGUUAGCUCAGGGGGACAUUCCAAUGAUCCAGCUGUUUACUGAAACUGGUGUUUGGGACAUUUUAUGGCAUCGAAUAGCCCAGGCUCUUCAAGUGAACAAUCCACAAAAUAAUCGACCAAUCCAUGAUCUAGAAACCAGCUUAGAUGCUAACCACUUCCAGAAACCUGACUGGUCUUUGGUCUCUCCUCAAGGACUUGUUGCAACUUUGGAAAUUGCUGUCAAUGUCUUCACUAAAGUUCCUCAGGAAUUUGUCACUUAUUUAUCUGUACCAGACAAAAUAUUUAUGCUAUCACUUAACCAUUUGUUAACCAAGGAAUUUCUUGCAAUCCUCAUUAAAAGUGUUGAUGUUAAAAGUUCAGAAUUGCCGACCGAAAUCUUGUUACGAGUUGUUCAGAUGUGCUGCUAUCCUUUUGGCUUAGAUGUCGACAUAGAAGUUACAGAGCAAACAGUCAGCUGUUUUCAUACUCUAGAAUUAUUACCAAAACUCUUGUAUGCAACAGUCCAUUACAUAAGAAAAGAAUCCUUAGAUGUUCCUAUCAGCUUAAUCUGUCGCCUGGUUCUUUCCACAGAUGGUAUGGUCAUUCAGUUUUCAAAUGCUAUAAAUGCAGAUCCAAAGGCUGUACCUUUUAUACAACAAAUAUUGUUAUCUCCUAAAAGUUCACAGUCCAUGUUAAGUGACCUUGUGUCAUUAUGCUGUCAUUUAGCAAGAACCUCCUCGGAUUACAUUCCAAUUCUAAAUACAAUAUUAAUGGGACAGAAUGGUGAUUACUCUGUGCUCUCUGCCCUGUUGAACUAUGAACCUUCUGUUCUGAAAUCUCGUGUCUGCAGUUUACUUGGCAAUAUUUUAAAACAUACAUCAUUUUUGUGUGAAAUUUUCCAUAAAAGAGAUGCACUGUUCAAGACAUUUUUAAAUUGCUUAAAGGAUAAAGAUGCAAAUGUGAGAAAAAGUGCUUCAUACGCAGUUGGCAAUGCAGUUUUCCAUAAUGAUAUCCUAUAUGAAGCUCUUUUGCCAUAUAUUCCAGUAAUUACUCAAUUACUGAAAGAUCCCAUUCAUAAAACAAGAUCACAUGCUGCCAGUGUCUGUGGUAAUUUAGGCAUCCAUUCAAAUUUAUUGUGUGCAGAAUUGAUUCAGCAGAAAGCAAUACUCAAUCUCUUGGAUCUGGCCUGUCAAGAUACUCAUUUUUCUGUUCAACUUUGUGCAUUGGUUGCGUUGAGGACAUUGAUUAAAAAUGAAGAAAUUAGAAAGGCUGUGGUGUUAUACAAUGGCUCCAGCUUAUUGUCAAGAUUGAUGGAGACUAUGUCACCUUUGCCAGCAUCUCACCCUGUGGAUAUCGAGAAGAUAGAGAUAUCUUUGGAACCUUCACCUCGAGACAGAACAGUAAACGGAAUGGUUAAUCACUGCAACAAGUUAUUAGAAGUUCUAAAAACUUAGCAUCGACAUCUAACGAUGCGGCAAAUUGUUUUACAUGUUGUUCAUUUUAUUGAGCAUAACCUCUUUUGAUACCAACCUCUCUCAGACUCCCCCACCUGUGAUAAAUGUCUCUUGUUUUAAAGUGAUCCACAUUGAAACUUUUCCACCAAAAAUUUCGUGUUAAUUUAUGCUCCAAACUCUAGCUUAACAACAAUAAAGUUAUUUACUAAAUUCUUCAAUAUUUUCAAAAAUUUAAUUGAAAUACAGGCAAAAUGUUUCAAGAGAAAUAUAGUAUCAAAAGUGUUAAAUUCCGAUUGAUAGCAUUGACACAUAUUGCCAGAGAAAUAAGUUGAAAGUUGAUAAACCAAAAAUAAUCAUAUUAGAGGUCUGAACCAUUCUGUUGCUAAAAUAUGAUUAUUAAUGGUACAUUUUCUGAAAUAUUUGAAUUAUUUAAUGCCAGUAGAUGCUAGUAUUUCUCAAAAGAUAUGGAAAUAAUUUGCAGCAAAGUCAUACAGCAACCUACUGUGUAUAUUUAUGUACAUAUUUAAACA